GAAGGCAGGCCGCUUUUCCUACUGAGUGAGCCUCUUUAUCAUUAGACGAUCUUUGCAAACAUCCAGCAGCCAUACGUCCGCCGCUGACAUAUGGAGGGACCCGCGGCUGCGGCAGCGGUACCCCACUGUCAUCCUCUCUACCGUCCAGCGGCUUUAAAGAUGACUGACUUCAUUUAGACGAUUUAGCUCAGAGAAACCUACAAACAGGAAGCGCAGAACCGGAGGAAUCCAUCCAAACAGCUAUCAGGUGUUGAUCGCUGUUCACUCGGCGGUUAACGGCCGUCCUGACAGCGCAACAUCUCCACCAGCAGCGAUACACUGACAGGUAUGUCCGCCGCACGAGACACCGUCGUUAAAAAGAAGCACGUUCGCUUCGCCAGCAUGGAGGACGACGACGACAAUGACGACCAGGAGGAGGACACCCUGUUUGACAAGAGGAAGGACACCGGGAGAGGGCUGAAGAGUGCGCUCAAAGCGGUCAAGAGGACGGCGAAACCGGUGUGCGACGACCGGGUGGAGGUGGUCGGCGGGAGACGGAGCGGAUACGGAGCGUGCGGGCGCUGGGUGGUCACGCUCGCGCUCUGUGCAUCAUUCCUGGGCUUGGGGAUGAGUAUCUCUGUUCUUGGCCCCACGUUCGAGGACCUGGCUGUGAAUGUGAAAAAGAACAUCAGCAACAUUUCGUACAUCUUCGUCGGCCGCUCUGCGGGCUACAUCGGCGGCUCCCUCUUAGCAGGCAUUCUCUUCGACUGCAUGAACCCCCAUUUCCUGCUAGGGUUUUCUAUGCUGGUCACCUCAGUGGGAAUGUGUGCCAUCCCUUUCUGUAAGCACGCCCUGCUCCUCACUGUGCUCAUGUCCAGCAUUGGGAUGUCUAUGGGCAUUCUGGAUACAGGUGGUAACGUCCUCAUACUGAACACCUGGGGCGAGCAGGCGGGCCCUCACAUGCAGGCUCUCCACUUCAGCUUCGCAGCCGGGGCCUUUGUGUCUCCGAUCAUAGCCAAGCUGCUGUUUGGGCCCGAAAGCAACAACAGCACAGGGAUCACACCAACCAACUCCACACCUCCUGUCACCACAGAGCCAAACACCAAAGCCCCUGACAUUCACACGCUCAUCACCUACAUCCACAGCAGGACCAGCACCCUCAAAUCCAUGUGGGCCUACAUCGUCAUCGGCUCCUUCGUCUUUAUCAUCUCCAUCCUCUUCUUCAUCCUCUACACUCGCAGCAGCUCGUCGCGAGACAAAGCCCGCACCACAUCGGGGAAGCCCCUGGUGGCCAAGCAUCACAUGGCUCUCACUGUCCUGCUCUUCUUCUUCUUCUUCGCCUAUGUAGGUGCGGAGGUAGCAUACGGCUCCUUCAUCUUCACCUUUGCCAAGGACUACGCCCUCAUGCCUCCGUCGCAGGCGGCCGGGCUGAACUCGUUGUUCUGGGGGACGUUUGCUGCCUGCAGGGGGUUGGCCAUCUUCUUUGCGGCGUGCUUGUACCCGGGCACCAUGAUCCUGCUCAGUCUGGUGGGUUCCACAGUGUCCUCUCUGCUGCUCUGCCUCUUCAGCAAGGAGAGAGUCGCCCUGUGGCUUUGCAGCGGUCUGUACGGCGCGUCCAUGGCCACCACCUUCCCCAGCGGCAUCUCCUGGGUGGAGCAGUACACCACGGUGACCGCCCACAUGGCGGCAACCUUCGUGGUCGGGGCGGCACUGGGCGAGAUGGUGCUCCCCGCACUUGUAGGCUUCCUAAUGGGAAAGUUCCACGACCAGCCGCUGCUCAUGUACUUGUCGCUCAUCACCGCCACCUUCACCUCUAUCCUCUUUCCUGUCAUGUACAAGCUGGCGUCGGCCCCCAGCGGGCAGAGCAGGAAACCCAGAGUCAGGGGUCGGCCUGACUCUGACGACAGCGAGUACCGCCAGGCGCUGCUGGACUCAGGAGCCAAUGACGAGGAGGAGGAAGAGGAGGACAACGAGGCUGAUCAGUGGAACGACGCAGACUUUGAGGUGAUUGAAAUGGACGACAGUCUCGUUAAUUCCCCCAGCAAGGCUUCGUCUCCUCCUGAUGUCACGGGUCUGACAGCUGCUGCCUCUAACAGCCAGGCGACCGAGCCUGCAGGGGGAGCCGCUUUCUCAGACACCAUCUCCCUGGUCGGGGACUCGCCGAGACAAAAACUGCUGCUGUCUCUGGACAGAGAGAAGAGAGACUGAAACCUCCUCCUACGACUCCGAAGUGCUGUUGAUCUCUCGCUCAACACUAGAAGAGCCAUGUCUCACCAUGUCUGUGCCCAUUUAUUGUCCAGAAGCUUAAAAACUCCAAUAUUUAUGAACAGUUGAUGAUUUAUUGUGCAGUGAAUGCAACACAAACUACUGACCGAAACCUGUGCAGCUUUAAAACCAUCCGUGCGUUGACUGGAAGUUUGGGGGUUUUGCACAGACUCAUCAGCAUCUCUGGAAGGUUUUAGACUUGUCCUGGAUGAUGAAGAAUGAAAUGCUGAAGUGUGCUGCAGCAAAAUGUUUUAGUACGUCAUUGAUUCUCGUCAAGGUUUGUGUUGGUCCCAGGGCUGGUAGAAUUCAGUGCCUUGCUCAAGGACACAUGAGCAGAGUGGCUGAGACGAACAGGGACAGGCUGCUCUGCUGCAAAAAAAAUAAUAUUUAAUGACUGUACAUUAAUUUUGCACUAUCACAGUGACUCUUACAGCAGGAAAUGUGUGUGAUGAUAACUGGAAGAUUUGAAUGAAGUUCUGUUUUUGUUGCACUUUUGUACAGAACUUGUUUUUUUUUUGUCAUGUGUUGUAAUGUGUCGUGGCUUGUGGAUGUCUCAAUCACGUGUCGUCACUGUAUUUUUUUUUUAACAAUCAUCAAUGGAAAGGAAUUUUAAUACAUUGACUUUUUAUUAUAUCAAUCUCAAACCUCCACCCACAGCAAUGUCCAUUAAAAAGAAACAAAAAACA
This is a messenger RNA of Plectropomus leopardus (leopard coralgrouper), 2930 nucleotides long. It is a transcript of the gene slc60a2b, whose product is annotated as solute carrier family 60 member 2b. The record is from RefSeq and is a predicted model, not a curated record. Gene Ontology annotation, molecular function: D-glucose transmembrane transporter activity. NCBI's taxonomy places the organism in Eukaryota, Metazoa, Chordata, Actinopteri, Perciformes, Serranidae.